Molecule: messenger RNA, 4359 nt
Organism: Hermetia illucens (black soldier fly)
Lineage: Eukaryota; Metazoa; Arthropoda; Insecta; Diptera; Stratiomyidae
Gene: Nup160
Product: nuclear pore complex protein Nup160 homolog
Exons: 18
Coding region: 84-4229 (1381 amino acids)
Cellular component (GO): nuclear pore
Molecular function (GO): structural constituent of nuclear pore
Source: RefSeq, a predicted model, not a curated record
GACAUUGCCUCAUUUGUUGUUUUGAAUUGAGUGGAGGUUACGUUUCGGUUUGGCGGAAUUUUCUGUUUUAUUGGGAAUGCAGUAUGGAGUACCAUUCACCUAGUUAUCGUGAAGUUAUAGUGGAUCUAUCGAACCAGGACAAAUGGAAUGAAAUUGCUUUGAAUACGGGGGGCACCCAGAGCACUUUGCAGGACAUCAAGGUUGCCGAAAAAGCCGGCGGAUGCUGCUUCAGUGAUGUUACGAAAAUCUACACUAGAAAUCGGUUUAUUUACUGGAGAACUUAUCACGAUAUGCUCGAAUUGUCUGAAAUUAGUUUAGACUUUACUUUGCACAACAAUAAUGUUCGAUAUAAAUUUACCGAUUCGCCAGUUCUAUCGGUGGUGAUUGUAGAACAAGAGAAUUGCGUUACUGUUCUCGUAGCCACUGUAAGCAGUCUUCACCGACUGAAUUUUCCGCAUCCAGAUAAUAUUUGCAGGCAUGAUGCUUCAGAAUCUAAAAGUCUAUCAAUUUUCCAUGAAGCCAAUGCCAAUAUGGCGCGCGAUCCCACAACAUUUUAUGUAAUAGGACAAACAUCAUCCUCAAAUAACCCUAUCCCGCAUGCCGCUACGAGCUGUUUAACGGCAAAUGGCGAGGAAGCAGUUUUUUCAGUUGCAUACCAAGCGAACCUUAUGUUGUUUGUAAUGAAUUGCCAAACAGGGCAUACCGUUGCGAAUGUUUUAAAAGAACACCAUAUUAUGCCCAGGAUUUUAUCUAACUUAAGAGGAGCUUUAGGCGGUAAGUCGAACUCUGCAGAUAGCCAGCAUGCCACAUCAGUAGUGUUUAACACUGUUGGCGAACAAGUGUUUCUACUAGCACUGUAUCGAGACGAUCAUAUUCGUAUGUGGUCUACAAAUUCGUUACAAUGCGUAUUUACAUUGAAUUGUGUUCGCGACGGUUCGGAGGUUCGGCCACAAGGACCCCAAACUAACAUUUUGCGUAAAAUUGAUGACAAUAGCGUAUGUGCUUUUCUAUCUCAUUCGAACGGAUCUGAAUUUGUAAACGUGCGAGUUGGCUGGGACGGCGGUUCUAAUUACACGUUGACACGAACGAAAAUAAUCCCAGCGCCACAAAGUGAUUUAGCAGAUUUCGAGGUAUCAAAAAGUCGCAUCUGGGCGCUUUGGUGUAAUGCCCAGGGAGAAUUUAGUAUCUCGAGCUUCUCUUUACUCCCAAGUUCUGCAAUAAAUUGGGUGUCAGCAGCUAUGGAACCCCCGCCGGAUAGGUACAGUGUUUCUGUGGAACAAGGAAUGGAUCCUCGGCAAGCCUUUUGCUCGUAUAUAUUUCAUCCUGGGAAGUUCCAGAAAAGUGUCAUUGCUAAAGCUUUGAUUAUGUUCAAACGAUCGAAUGUGUUGUUUGAUGUGAAUCUUCCGUUGACCGUAUUGAAGGAUCGUGUUUGCCAAGCAGUGGAAUCUGAAAUCCAAAAUGAAGUGAUUGAUUACGAAAUUAGCGAUGAUGAAUAUAUUGACAUAGCAACAAGAUAUUGGGAAAGAUUUUAUUCAUGCUGUGAACAAUACCAUUUAAAAUCUUGCCAACCAAUCGGAUUAGUGCUGUUGGAGGCAAUGGAUGCGAUUUGUGUUGUGAAGAAAAACGCAUUUUCUUUGCUUCGACCUUGUGAAAUUCUAGAACAUUUAAUGUUAGCUGGCGAGAAUGUGGAGGUGGAGAACAUAGUUCCGCUGUAUUUUAAGGGAAAUGAGUCUACUGGUGAGGACAUGGUACAACUUGUCACUAUCUUAGAAAUGCUGGAACAUUGGCUGAGCGACGAAAACAAAGCUGAUUUCGAUAAGAGAUUGUAUCACUUGGAGAUGCCGAAUGACGUGAUUUCAAAAUUAGUCUCGAGUAUUCUAUCGUCUGAACAGAAUGAAGUUGUUCUUCCGAAUAAUUUCUUGGUUACUAUCCGACAAAAUAUGCAGUCGAUUAAUGAUAUCCGAGCAGCAAUGGCAUUGCUUUUAGAGCAGUUGAGAAUGGAUCAUGGAAAUCCAGAAGCCAUGAGGACGCAUUCAAAUUUAUCUAAAACGUCGCACUUCUACUUAGCUUUGGGGAACUUAUUAGGUAGCUUCACUGGUGUCUCGUUGGUUUCGGAAUCAGUGAGGCAAGUUGCAUUGAUAAGAUACUCGCUUUGCCGUAAUUUGUUGAUAUUGCAACAGAUUAUUAUCGACACGUUUGCUGUUCAAUGCGAUGUUCUAGAAACCAUACGCUCACAGUUCAUGCCGGAAACGGUGGCUUUCGUACAAUCUUAUUACGUCAUGGUUUGGAUUUGUGAGACACCGAUAAAUCUAAACAGUAUGACAACGAUUGAAAAUAGUAUCCAACGACUGAAUCUACUGCAGCUGGCUGAUGCGCGACCACAAUUAAUUGCACAGGUUCAAUCAUCUACCCUACUUCGAAUAUUUUUGGGAUCGAAAGGUUUGAAUACAGCUUUGGUUCUAUUCUCUGGAACGUAUCAAGAAUUGAGCAGUAUGCAAUGGCAGUUCACUCUUUUGCCCAUUGUGACCAUCGUCAAUCAGCUUAUAUGGCCUGUUUCUGGAAAUUUUGUUUUUGGUGAAUGGCUUUUCAGUAGUUGUCAGCAUCUAAUAAUCCAGGAAUAUGUUCGUCUUUUAAACACGUGGUGUGAAUGGAAUAGUUGCUCGCGUCAAUUCAUCUUGGCUGUUUCGUUGCUGGAAAAUGGAGAAACUCAUAAAGCCUACGACUUAUUUCUACAAUCUGCCAAAGGAGUCCUCACCGAAGAGUUCAUUAACGAGAAAAUACUUAAAACAAAUGAUGAGCUCACAUCCAAUGAAAUUCUUGCUCAGUACUAUUUAAAAGUUAUUCAACUAUUCGAACAACAUUACGCAUUGGAUUAUGUGAUUGCAUUGGCGCAGGCAGCUAUUAGUAUUUUGGAGAAAACUGACCCACAAUUGCCUAUGUUCCAAUCAAUUGUUUUCAACAACCAUCUGUCCCUCGAACACUACGAGGAAGCAUAUCAUUCGCUUAUAUACAAUGCAGACCCGUCGCGCCGUAAAGACUGUCUACGCCAGUUGGUUGUUUGUUUGUUCAACAAAAAGCGAUUAGAUUUGCUCUUGCAUUUCCCAUAUGUUGGUUUACAGGACGAAUUUGAAAAUAUUGUUGAAUCCCGUGCCAGAUCGAUGACCGUUGAGGAUAAUGAACAUUAUAAUUUCCUUUAUUCGUUUCAUAUAACUAAAGGGAAUAUGCGCAAAGCUUCUUCUAUAAUGUAUGAACAAGCAAUGCGGUACAUGUUAGAGUGUGAUGCUGUGGACGCCAUGCAGUUACGCUGCGAAUGCCUGCUGGCAUGUAUGAAUGCUUUGUAUCUAGUUGAUGAAAAGUACCGGUGGAUUGCUAAACCUGUGGUGAAUGAUGAUAUUAUGGCAAGUGGAAUGGAGGUGGAUGAGGAUAUAACAAAAGAUUUGGUUGUAGUUCUUGAAAUCAAUGAUAUUAAGAAAGAAUACUUGCAAACGGAAGCAUUUCUUUAUCUUGCUAAACACCGAAGGGAUAUCGGAUCUUUCUUCAACACCGGGCCUAAUGAGUUGUCGAUUAUUUUAGCUAAUUCGGGUCUUUAUACAUCAGCUUUGAAGUUAGCUAAAGGCUUUGCAAUUAGUUUGUUGCCGAUAUUUGAUGGACUUACAGCCGCCUGCGUGCGUUCUGCUGAUGAGAGUCCAAAUGAUACUUGGUCAUGGCUUCAGGAAAAUGAUCUUGCAGAUUUACCUCAUAAAAGUACUGCUGCCGAUACUGCUUGGUGUCUGUUGCAAAAACUUGUAGAAGAGAACGAGGAGUCCAAUUCCACUAUGAUUCGUAAAAGCGUUGUGAAUAAAUUACUCACAUUGAAUGCAUUUAUUCCACAAUGGCUCUAUUCUUCAUAUAGGUCGUCGAAUCCUUCGGAGUUCUUGCGGCUUUUCGUGAAACAUGGUCGCCUGAUUGAAGCAACGGAAUUUGCCAAAGAAUAUAUGUGGGCUAUCCUGGGACGUGGCCAUGAAUAUUUCAACUUGAAAGUACCUAUGACUGCAGCGUCACCUGCCAUGUGUUUCCCUUUGAAUACACUCGAUUUGUUACUAUAUGGAUUAAAGUUGAACUCAACUGAUGUUGAAUAUAAACAGUGCCACACUGAGCUCGAAGAAUUGAUUCAAUGCUACAUUAAAACUGCCAAUCGAACGUCAACGGACAAAAUACAAUAUGAAUAUCAAGUACACGCCACUGCCUAGUAGAAAAUAAAAUGUUUCCAUUUUUUCUAUCGGUCUUUUUGUGUUGUUUUUGUAAGAUGAAUUAAAAGCAAAAAUUUGUUUAGAGUUAGCGAAACUAAAGGCGGGCAAAACACAUGCAUGCCAGAGGCUA